Propithecus coquereli (Coquerel's sifaka) is the source of this 1822-nucleotide messenger RNA. RefSeq names its product coiled-coil domain containing 110 (gene CCDC110). Lineage: Eukaryota; Metazoa; Chordata; Mammalia; Primates; Indriidae. Gene Ontology annotation, cellular component: cytoskeleton. The transcript is spliced from 7 exons. The coding region runs from base 32 to 1822 and encodes 596 amino acids. The record is from RefSeq and is a predicted model, not a curated record.
GGCGGUUUGGAGAGAGGCCUGAGCAGAAGGAAUGAGCCCGGAAAAGCAGCAGGAGGAAAAGGAUGAGGUCGACUCCGUUCUCCUUUCUGCGUCCAAAAUCCUAAAGUCCUCAGAGGGGGUAAAGGACAGUAGUGGCGGUGAAACAGAACAUGGCUGCAUAUCAGAAUCAGAAAAUCAAAUCCAACCCCAAUCGGCACUGAAAGUCCUUCAGCAUCAGCUGGAAUCAUUUCAGGCUCUGCGGAUGCAGACUUUGCAGAAUGUUAGCAUGGUACAAUCUGAAAUCAGUGAAAUAUUGAACAAAAGUAUUAUUGAAGUAGAAAACCCUCAAUGUAGCUCAGACAAAAAUCUAGUAUUCAGCUCACGCAUUGAAAAGGAUUUGCCUAUAGAGAAUCAAGAAGGAACCCUCUCUAUGGAGAAAAUGCAUCAUUUUGAAGAUUCUAGGACUCUUCAUUCAGUGGAAGAAAAAUUCAUUAGUGAUAAUGUUAACAGUCUUCCUCAAAAUGUAAAUAUUCCAUCCCAGAUACAUCUCAAGGACAUAUUAACUCUGAGAACUUCAACAGAUAAUUCAUCUUUAAAUGUAAUUGUGAACCCUUCAGAUAAUUCUGAAACAUUGAAGAAUUAUAAUAACCUUCAUAGUUUUCUACCUACUGCCCCUCAAAAUGUGAUGUCUCAAGCUGAUACAGUAAUUCUGGAUAAAUCCAAAAUUACUGUGCCUUUUCUCAAGCAUGGAUUUUGUGAAAAUUUGGAUGAUAUUUGCUACUCUAUCAAACAAAUGAAGGAAGAGCUUCAAAAGUCACAUGAGAGGGAGCUGGCACUUACAAAUGAACUUCAAACUUUAAAAACUGAUAUAAGUAUUCAAAGUAAUGGUAAAUAUGACUUGUCCCCUAUUCAUAAGGAAAAAAUUAACUUUAUUAAGGGAGAAAACACAGAAGGUAACUUAAAUGAAGACAUAAAAUUAAAGAGGAUUUCAGAAUUAGAGGCAUUAGUAAAUAAAUUACUCCCAUUCAGGGAAAUGGUAUCAAAAAUCCAUGUGAAUUUCUGUAGGAAAUGUAAAAAAUUAUCUAAGAGUGAAAUACAUAGGGGAAAGAAGAAUGAGAAAAACAAUAAGGAAAUUCCUAUCACGGGUAAGAGUAUUACAGAUUUAAAAUUCCAUUCCAGGGUACCAAGAUAUACACUGUCAUUCCUUGACCAAACAAAACAUGACAUGAAAGACCAAGAAAGGCAACCAUUUAUAGCAAAACAAGGAUCAAUAAUAUUUGAAAAUCAGAAAACAUCCAAAGUCAAUUCUGUUACUGAGCAGUGUGUUGCAAAAAUUCAGUACUUACAGAAUUACCUAAAAGAAUCUAUGCAGAUACAGAAAAAAGUAACAGAACUGGAGAAUGAAAAUCUAAACCUUAAGACCAAAAUAAAACCUCUUGUCUUAACCACACAAUCUCUGAUACAGAAAAUUGAAACAUAUGAAAAACAACUUAAGAAUCUGAUGGAAGAAAAGAGCAUUAUUCAGUCUAAUUUAAUUAAAACAGAAGAAGAUGGCAAGGAGUGUCUCAAAGAAUUAAAAAAAAUAAUUAGUAAAUAUAAUGUUCUCCAAAGCCAAAAUAAAACUCUAGAGGAAAAAAAUAGCCAACACAUUAUAGAAGAGAUGAUAGAAAGCAGGUACAAGGUAGAAGGAAUAAACAUUAGCAACACAGUAAGGGGUAAAAACAUACUAUAUUUCAUGAGGCUGAAGAAAAGGAUAUAUGAAAAUAAUAAGGAGAAAGACAACAUGAAAGUAGGUUAUAGCCACAUUACAAAAGGCCUUCAGUUCUGUGUAACGAAUGUUUGA